AUUGGACUUAGAGCGUUUAUCUCCCUCGCCGCCCCCAAUCUGUCGGGGUACUCCUAAGUCCUAAAUCUCUGCAAUGGAAACUGCUCUCUUCUCCCUAUCUUCUCUGUUCGCCGGCUCCGAUGGAAACUCUACUGAUGAGGAGAUUAUAGAUGCUCCGCAAAACUUCGUGGAGAGGAGGCACCAGUUUCCUGGAAUGGAAUUGCUCAUCCGAGAAUUUGAUUUUCACGAGUUGAAUGCUAAUUUACUUUGGCCUGGGACAUUUGCAUUUGCAGAGUGGCUAGUUGAACAUAGAUCCUGGUUGGAAGGGCGGAGGAUACUUGAGUUAGGCAGUGGAACUGGUGCACUGGCCAUCUUUCUACAGAAAUCAUUUAAGUUUGAUAUCACGACAUCAGACUAUGAUGACGCAGAUAUUGAGGAGAAUAUAGCCCACAAUUGCCAAGCUAAUGGAAUUUCACCUGCCCUUCCUCACAUAAGGCAUACAUGGGGAGAUGCCUUUCCAAUUCCUGGCCCACACUGGGACCUCAUAAUUGCAAGUGAUAUCUUGUUGUAUGUUAAACAGUAUCCGAAUUUGAUAAAAACACUGUCAUUUCUCCUGAGAGCUUACACACCAAAAGUUAGUCAGGCUGAUUCUCGUGAUUUUGAACAGCAAGAUUUGUCCACGCUGCCCCAACCAGCGUUUCUAAUGAGUUGGAGGCGAAGAAUUGGCAAAGAAGAUGAGUCACUCUUUUUUGAUGGUUGCGAAAAAGCUGGUCUCAAAGUAAACCAUUUGGGAUCCCGCGUCUAUUGCAUUAAGCCUAAAGAAACAGGUGAUGAAUGAGGUUAUUAGCCACUUCACAGCAUUAGACUUAAAUGAAUUCAGUUUUGUUUUGUGCUAAAGGAUGAAGUGAUCAUUAAUGUUUCUUACAAAUACUUAAAUGAAUUCAGUUUUGUCAUUCUUUCAGCC
This is a messenger RNA of Ipomoea nil (Japanese morning glory), 943 nucleotides long. Its product is annotated as protein N-methyltransferase NNT1. The record is from RefSeq and is a predicted model, not a curated record. NCBI's taxonomy places the organism in Eukaryota, Viridiplantae, Streptophyta, Magnoliopsida, Solanales, Convolvulaceae. The coding region runs from base 74 to 817 and encodes 247 amino acids. The transcript has 7 exons.